AUGCAAGAGGCGGUCUACGCUGCGCAGAUCACACCGUCCUCUGUGUGUAGUUAUCCCACCUACACACCGCCCCCACCUCUGCCUAAGAAGAAAGAAGAACGCUCGCCAAUUCACAAUCAAUCGCCUACCAGACGACGUACAUUCCCUGAAGAAUGUAAUGAUAUCUUACGGGUCAUUCAUGAGAGUUCCACUCGUUCUUCUACUUCUUCUACUUCUUCUUUAGAUCCCACUGUAGCGACGGCCGCUGCUGCUGCUGGUGCUGCUGGUGUGAACUCUUCUUCUUCCUUCCUUCAUGGCCAUAAGAGUAAUGGCAUUGCUGGCUUUAGAAUGCCCAGCACAACGCACGAGAAGUACCGCGCCAUUCUCAACGAAGUCGAGCACCUCAAUCGUCUGCUGGAAGUGACGGUGGAGGACCGCGAGGAUGUCGAGGCGGAGUUGCGGGGGAAAUUACGGCAGGCGCAGACGGACCUGCGGGAUCGGGACGCGGCUCUCCUGCAGAAGGACAGUGAGUUGCUGCACCUCCGCGGGGCAGUGGAGGGACUCACAAUGAAGUUAGAGGCUUGUAAACAUCACACACACCAUGAGGAGAAUCCCAACACACAGGGGAAGAGAAUUAUAAAUAAUAACAACAAUAAUAACGAAAACAACAACAACAACAAGAGGAAAAAGGAUAACUAUAUUUUUAACGGUAGUGGAGGAAGUAGUAGCAGUAGUACGAAAAGUAAAAGAACAGGUGAAUGGGAUGAUGCUAGAAGGAACUCCAAUAUUCAUUCAGAGGUUAUCAAUGCUAGUGAAAAGAUGGGUAGAAGCAGUAGGAGUAAUAGUAACAGUGUGGAAGGGACGGCGGCUGAUAUGGUUACUUACUCUAGUAGUAAUAAUCAUAAUUAUCAUUAUAAUAAUGAUUCUAAUAAUAAUACUACGUUUACUAGACUCGCACAAAGUGCAAUUAAGUGGGUAAAAUUUCUCUUGGGGAGGUAUUUCUCCAGUUCAUCUACUGAAAAUAAUGAGAAGUUUUCUAAUCUUCUUAACAUUCUAAAUGAAUUACAAGAGUAUAGUACAAAGAUGGAUGUGGAUGCCUCACUAGUGCGGUCAUUGUGUACAAAGGUAUCUAAUUCUCUUGUGGAAGUAGUGAAAGUAUCGGAAUCUAAAAAUCAAACUAGAGAUCAUGAAAGAGUCUCUAGUGGAGUAUUACAGACUGUAUCUGAUCGAGAAGGAUCACUUAUGCAAAUUAUAUCAGAUCUUGAAAAAGAACGAGAUAAACUUAAGCAUCAUGUUAGUGUAGUUGCUGGAGAAAAUGUACAGUUACUUCAUCAAAUAAAAUCAUUAGAAAAUGGUUCCCUACAAGGUGUGGCAUUACCAGCACGAAUGGAUCGUUUAGAGGUACAGAAUGCGAUGUUAAUGGCUGAGCGUGAUCGACAAUCCGCUUUUAUAGAUGAACUCAAACAACAAUUACAGCGGGCAAAAUUAGAACGAAUGUUAUUACAGGAGGAAUUGAGAAGGAAAACAUCACAUUAA
Molecule: messenger RNA, 1515 nt
Organism: Trypanosoma theileri
Lineage: Eukaryota; Euglenozoa; Kinetoplastea; Trypanosomatida; Trypanosomatidae
Exons: 1
Coding region: 1-1515 (504 amino acids)
Source: RefSeq, a predicted model, not a curated record